AUGGAUAUCACUGCUACGAAAACGGACGAAGGAGGAUGGGGAAGCAAACCGUCGUUUAUGACGUGGAGACCGUCCGACAUCGUCUACGUGGCGAGACACCAUUGGAUACCAUGUUUGUUCGCGGCCGGAUUUUUAGCCUCAAUGUGGGUGGAGUCCACGAACAAGAUGAUCCCCGCGGGUUCUCCGCCGUACGAUGUUGGUUUUGUGGCCACGCGCUCUUUGUAUCGCGUUUUGGCUUCUUCACCAGAUCUUAACACCGCUUUGGCCGCUCUAAACUCGGUGUUGGGAGUGAUGCAGACGACGUAUAUAAUAGGAGCAUGGUUAAUGGAAGGAAGGCCAAGGGCCACCAUCACAGUGUUAUUCCUCUUCACUUGUCGGGCAGUUCUCGGUUACUCUACUCAACUCCCUCUUUCACAGGAGUAUCUAGGAUCAGCAACCGAUUUCCCGCUAGGGAACGCCACUUUCUUCUUCUUCUUCUCGGGUCACGUAGGCGGUACGACAAUAGCAUCUUUGGACAUGAGGAGAAUGCAGAGGUUUAGACUUGCGAUGGUUUUUGACAUCCUCAAUGUACUACAAAUGAUCAGGCUGCUCGGGACGAGAGGACACUACACGAUCGAUCUCGCGGUUGGAGUUGGCGCUGCUAUUUUCUUUUACUCAUUGGCCGGCAAGUACGAAGCGAUGAUGAGAAAGAGACAAUUUUAG
Microthlaspi erraticum is the source of this 702-nucleotide messenger RNA. The record is from the annotation of a GenBank genome assembly. Lineage: Eukaryota; Viridiplantae; Streptophyta; Magnoliopsida; Brassicales; Brassicaceae.